AUGGCAUCCCAAGUCCACAGGAAACCCAUGCCGGCAGGAUAUCAAGGUCCUCAAUCCCCCGAGCUCUACUCCCACAGCCGCAGUCGAACGACCUCCUCGAAUAUCUUCCCGACAGCCCAGUAUCCGCCCCAGCCACAACAACUAUACCCAAACAACAUGCAAGUACAUAACUACUCAUCGCGGAGAACGCCGUCGAAUGCGACCUUCUCGACGACAGCCAGCAGUGGGAAUGGCCCUGUGCCAUUUCGUGCCACCUCUCAAGAUCUCCGCCGCUCAACAUCCUCGCGGUCCGGUGGUCUGCAGCCGUCCAGCUAUGUUGCAUUGAUGAGGAAACAAAAGGCGACAGUCUGGUGCGACAGGGCUCAGCAUGAAGACCCACGACUCCUCGCCGCGCAGAAAGCCGCCAAAAUGCGAGCCACGAUGGAAGUCAUCGGCGGGCCAGCAGCAGGUCGGGUAUCAACAAGUGGGUCAAACAGCCUCGCAGGCAGCAACAGAGUCACAGCGAAGAUACGACAUCACGGCAAGGCCGGGCUGGUAGGAUACAGCCCUGGAGAUCUAGUGGGAGGCGUGGGAGGUGUGCCCAUGAGAUUGAGUGCCAGUGAGGUCGAAGGAGGAGAUAGCGACGACGACGCCGACAGUGGGAACAUGGCAUACGGCGGAGGAACAUACCAUCGACGAACUGGCAGCGGGAGAAGCAGUGUCGGGAGCGGUAGACGUGGCCUCACAUACUCGAGACAAUCUGGCGCGAGCUCAACGGGCGGGAGAUGGAGUUCGGGAAAUACACCGCCGAAUGAACGACAAAAUUCAAUGGACGAUGUGCAGGAAGCGGGCGAGACGCCAGUACCUGGCACGCAUCAGCGUGCUAAAGAUUACUUCUCUGCUGAUGGAAACGGAGAUGGUACGCGCAGUGCUGGGAGUGGAAGUAGUGGGGAGCGAGCAGAUGCAGUGGGCGAAUUGAACACUGUGGACGCUGCCAGACUCGCCAGUAACAGCCUGCUGAAAUCUACCGUCACCCGCGAGAAGAGCGUCAAGAAUCCGGAUGAGUUGAGGAGGAGAGGAAGUGUGGAUGAUCGGACCAUGACGUUGAGUGCUGGGCGGCUGUAUAUUGCGAACCCGGACGCGGACAGCGAUUAA
This is a messenger RNA of Cadophora gregata, 1134 nucleotides long. RefSeq lists its product as uncharacterized. The transcript has a single exon. Bases 1 to 1134 code for a protein of 377 amino acids. Lineage: Eukaryota; Fungi; Ascomycota; Leotiomycetes; Helotiales; Ploettnerulaceae. The record is from RefSeq and is a predicted model, not a curated record.